UUAUAUACUACCAUUACGUUUACUGUGAAGAGAUGAUGAAUAUACUGGUGAUAUUUGUGUGUUAUAUUCUCAUUUGUACUACACCAAUACAAGGAACACCAACUUUAGAUUUGGGAACAGGGAACACAGUAGUACCAGAUAACGGUAGGCCGAUUUUAGGAACUACAACUACCUGCUUCAGCUCCACCCCUACAUUUAUAUGGGAAUUAGUGUCAGAAGAUGGACGUUCCUCCCUCUCACAGCUCCAAGAAGGACCAGUCGGUGCAGUAGGUGGUGGAACCUGUGUCAGUGAUAGUAGUUUGUACGCUGGAUCUACAUCUGUUUCUUAUGGCUCUGUUAUCCCGGCAGUGUUUGGACAGACAGUGAGGAUACGUCUCACGAUCAACAACAAUCCCGGUAUUUCUACUACCUCUACUGGGACUCUGUCAUUUAUAGUCCACUACAAUUUGACUGGAUCUUCCCAAGCUGCUACACUGAGACAGCAGUUCACAUGGACUUGUCAUAGAAAGCCUAAUCCAAACGAUACUGUUCCUGGUGUAAAAUUCUACAGAAAUGAGAAAGAUGUUGGUGGAGUUGCAGAGAUAUCAGGAUGUCAAUUUGCAGAUACUAAUACCAGAUACAGUUUUGGUUGUAUCUCAGAGACAGAGUACACUCUUACCAUUCCAAGUCAAAAUAUGACAAAGUACGAACAAAACUCGGUGUGGAGAUGUGGAUACUAUGACAGACAAACAGCUUACAGCAGUGUACAGAAACGUCUCAUAAUAGCAAUUGAUGUCAGCAGUGUGACUCUGGAGCCCCGUGACAACCCGCUUACCCUGAUGGAGGGAUCAGACCGUGAAGUCCGAUGUACUGUCAACUCCAACGCCUUCCCUACACCAACGUAUGCCUGGUUUAUUGACACGAGAGAUAUAACCAGCACAGCGGGAUCUGAUACUUCUUCCGUCAGCAUCACAGGAAUUAAGGCAGACAAUGGGAAAGUACUCCGAUGUCAGGCGACCAGUAAUAACAGAUCAAAGAACGGCAGUACUGUCCUCAAUAUUACAUACAAACCAACUAUAAGUGUUACCCCAUCUAGUCCUUACCAGAUCAAAGAAGGUGAUACAGCGGUGAUAUAUUGUGUAGUGACAGACGUUAACCCCAACACUGGGAUCAGGUGGAGCUUGACAAAGAUAGGAUACCCUGCUGUCUCAUACACGGGUCAGAACUACACAAUUCCUAACAUACAGAGAGCACAGAGAGGAACUUACCAGUGUACAGCUACAAACUCUAUAGGGACUUCUCUACCAGCCACAGUACAGGUGGAUGUACAGUACAAACCGGCUAUAAGUGUUACCCCAUCUAGUCCUUACCAGAUCAGAGAAGGUGAUACAGCGGUGAUAUCGUGUGUAGUGACAGACGCUAACCCCAACACUGGGAUCACAUGGAGCUGGACAAAGACAGGAGACCCUGCUGUCCUAUACACGGGUCAGAACUACACAAUUCCUAACAUACAUAAAGGACAGAGAGGAAUCUACCAUUGUACAGUUACAAACUCUAUAGAAACUUCUCUACCAGACGCAGUGUUGGUGGAUGUACAAUACAAACCAACUAUAAGUGUUACCCCAGAUGGUCCUUACCAGAUCAGAGAAGGUGAUAUAGCGGUGAUGUAUUGUGUAGUGACAGACGUUAACCCCAACACUGGGAUCACAUGGAGCUGGACAAAGACAGGGAACCCUGGUGUCCUAUACACGGGUCAGAACUACACAAUUCCUAACAUACAGAUGGGACAGAGAGGAACCUACCAGUGUACAGCUACAAACUCUAUAGGGACUUCUCUACCAGCCACAGUACAGGUGGACGUACAAUAUAAACCGAUAGUACAUCUAAAUUCAUCCAAUCCCUACCAUAUAACAGAACAUCGGGAUGCUGUGAUGAUAUGCUCUGUGAUUGAUGCUAAUCCCAUCACUGGAAUCACAUGGACAUGGAAGAAGACUAGUAAUUCUGUGAUUCUGAGUCAUGAGGCGACCUACACAAUCCCCAGGAUAAGCAGAGAUCAGGCUGGGGACUACAGUUGUACAGCUACUAAUACUAUAGGGAUAUCUACACCAGUUACAGUUCAAGUAGAUGUACAGUAUGGUCCUGAUGAUGUCAGAUUUACCCCAGACAUAACAACUAUGAAUAAAACAGAAAAUCAAACAGCCAAUCCUGUUGAUUGUUCCGCAGUAUGUAAUCCUGCGUGUACAUACAAGUGGACAGGUGUGAGUACAAUUAAUUCAGGAAGACUAGAUUUGGGAAUGCUGAAACGUGAUGAGAGAGGGACCUACUCAUGUACUGCUAGAAACUCAAUCAAAUCAACCUCAAGAAACCUCAAUGUUAUUGUUAACUAUCCACCAAGCAUUGAGUUAUUCCAGGCCAGUGGUCAAAACUCAGAAUAUUUGCCCUUUUCACUAAUAUGUAAUGUAGACAGUUAUCCCUUGUCCGCCAUAAAGAUUCAGAAUGUAGAGACAGGGGAGGUAAUAGCAACCAGCAGUGGACAGGAUUCAUUGGUUUUCUCAGAGACAUCUGCAGAGUGUUACCAAACUGCAAACUACACGUGUAUUGCCGAGAAUUAUUUUACUGCGAUAUUAUCUCCAAAGCAAAGGAUUUCCAUUACUUGUAAGCCACGGACUUCAGAUGGCAAAGCAAGAAUGAAUAUUGGAAUAAAAACAAAUGAAGGAUUGAAUGUAUCAACAGAUUUCAUUGGAUACCCUCUACCCAAAGUAUCAUGGACAUUUAAAAGAAAUUCAACUAACGAUGGAAUUCUUAUCCCUAAUGCAAAUAUAACAGUUUUACAACUAAAUGUAUCAGCUGUUCGUACAGCGUAUGUCAAAAGUGCUUUGACAGAAGAGGAGUUUGGAAAUUAUAUAGUUACAGGACACAACAGUGCAGGAUCCAAUGAAUUUAUUUUUGAUGUGAUGCCAGAAAGAAAGCCAGAUCUUCCACAUAGUAUAUCAGUGAAUUGUAAGCUUGCUCCAGGAACUGCAGUGGUAAGAUGGUCACCAAGUUUUAAUGGUGGGGCACCACAACAAUUCAUUGUGUCUUAUGAAUCUGCUCGAGGUCAUCAAAUUAAUUCAUCAGUCUUUUCAAAUCCAAAUGGAACAAUUGAAGGUUUACAAGGUGGAAUGCAGUAUUCCUUUCAAAUCAUUGCAUUUAAUGACAACGGAGAAACAUAUUCUGAAGAAAAGGAAGAGUGCAUAACACAAGGUUUGCCAGGAACAGACAGUCAUCAAACAGAGGUAGAUGUCGGAAGUGUUAUCGGGGCUGUUAUUGGAUGUGCUGCUCUUCUCAUCGUUAUCCUUGUACUUGUCAUCUAUCUUAGGAAGCGUUAUACCUGCAUCAUAAUAAAAUUAGAGAAAAAUAACAUAUAUAAAGAUAUAAAACCAACCAAUGCUUUGGCAGAGUCAACUGUACAGAGAGAAAGAGAUGUGUACGAAGAAAUAACAGGGAGGGAAGAUGGGCAUCAGUAUGAAGAUAUUUCCACUAAAGAAAAAAAAGAAAUUGAAAUGCAACCUUAUGAAAGCAUACAGGGAUCCAGUGGUGAAAAUAAAUAUGAAAAACUUUCAACAAUUGCUGAUAAGCAAGAUCACGACAACAAAGAUGAGACUUACUACAACUCCAAGACUUCAACAACUGCUGACGUGUACAUCAACACGUCAUUUCAGAACUAGGAAUCUAGCAUGAAAUCCAGACAAUCUUUUCAUGAAAAAGAUACAAUUUGCCACUAAUAGAGAAACACUAUGUUUAAUAAGUCUUAAAUGAACAUUGAUUAAUUGUGAAUGCCAUGAUGCAGAUUUCAUCUUAUAUGAAAUGUUUUUCUAUCUCUUGAUUUUGCCUUCUCGUAGACAGUUUAACAUUUCCCUUUUGAAAUCUUUUAGAAAGUAUGUAUCUCUGGUUUAGGUGUAGCUAAAUUAACAUUAAUAAGUUGAUGCUUAAAUAAUUUUUUGGGGGGUAAACUUUUAUUUCCAUAUGAAUAUAUACACUCUUAUACAUGUAUAUGAAUAUCUGAUUACAAAAUAUUAGUAUAUAAUAUCAUAAUGACACAAAUAACUCUAUGUCAACCUAUCUAGAUCAUUGACAAGAAUUAAAGAUCAUCAAAAAUAAAAGACCAUUUCUUCCAGUUGGUAUUGAAAUCUACAAUGUUAUUACUUUCAUAUGCAGUUGUUUUAGACUCUUAACAUACUCUUUAUUUCAUU
Messenger RNA from Ostrea edulis (European flat oyster), 4211 nucleotides. Its product is annotated as hemicentin-2-like. Gene Ontology annotation, molecular function: protein binding. Lineage: Eukaryota; Metazoa; Mollusca; Bivalvia; Ostreida; Ostreidae. Bases 33 to 3686 code for a protein of 1217 amino acids. The transcript is spliced from 21 exons. The record is from RefSeq and is a predicted model, not a curated record.